UCACUGCUGGGCACUGACUGGUGGCACUGCUAGGCAUUGACUGGCACAACUGCUGGGCACUGACUGGCACAACCGCUAGGCACUGAUUGGCAGCACUGCUGGGCUGUAUUGAUGGGCACUGGUGGGUGGCACUGGUGGGCACAGAUGGGUGGGCACAGGUGGGUGGCACUGCUGGACACAGGUAGGUGGCACUGCUGGGUGGCACUGAAGGGUACUGCUGGGCACAGGUGGGUGCACUGCUGGGCACAGGUGGGAGGAACUGGUGGGUGGCACUGCUGGGCACCGAUCAUCAGGGCACUAAUCAUCAGUGCCUGAUGAUCGGUGCCAGUCCCUACUCUGACAACUGCCGGUUCUCGGCAGUACUUUCCUCACAAUCUGACAGCGUGAGGAAAGUGCAGCCGAGAACCGUCAAUUGCAU
Molecule: messenger RNA, 418 nt
Organism: Staurois parvus
Lineage: Eukaryota; Metazoa; Chordata; Amphibia; Anura; Ranidae
Source: the annotation of a GenBank genome assembly